This is a messenger RNA of Emiliania huxleyi CCMP1516, 1059 nucleotides long. RefSeq lists its product as hypothetical. Gene Ontology annotation, cellular component: nucleus; cytoplasm. The transcript has 8 exons. The coding region runs from base 1 to 1059 and encodes 352 amino acids. Lineage: Eukaryota; Haptophyta; Isochrysidales; Noelaerhabdaceae. Gene Ontology annotation, molecular function: nucleic acid binding. The record is from RefSeq and is a predicted model, not a curated record.
AUGAACGCUCGCCCGCCGAGCCGGUUCCGCCUCUUCCUCCGCUGGCUCCUCGCCCCGCUGCUCAUCAUGUAUGGCAAGCGCAAGCCGGAGCACCUUCACGCACUUCGCUUCCACCGUUUUGAAACCGAGGACGACGUGGAGGAGGCGCUGUCGCGCCUCGGGUUUGAGUCGUGCCGUGCGCUGGGGCUGGACGUGGAGGCGCGGCCGACGUUUCGGCGCAGCGGCGGCUCGAACCCGGUGGACACGAUCCAGCUGUGCUCCGACCAGGCAUGCGCCGUCGUCUCGCUCGGCCGCGCUGCGCGGCUCCCGCCUCUCCUCAGCAGGCUCGUCGCUUCGGCCAGCGUCCUCAAGUUUGGCGCCGGGGUCGGAGACGACAUCAAGCUGCUCGCCGGCCGGUUCCCGGAAGCCUUCUCGGCCGCCGACGGCGGCGGCGGAGGCGCGAGCGCGAGCGCGUGCGUGGAGCUGGCCGUCCUCGCGCCGCUCACGGGCGCGCCGCCCUUGCCCAUAGGGCUGGAGCUCGACAAGCCGAAGCGGAUCCAGAUGUCGGACUGGUCGCGCGUGCCGCUCUCGGCGCCGCAGAUUCAGUACGCGGCGCUCGACGCGGCGGUCUCGCGCUGGCUCGCCGCGGUGCUGCUCGGCGUGUCGCACUGCGAAGGCCUCGCCGCGGCGGCCGCCCCGCAUGCCGCGGCCGCCCCAUACGCCGGGCUCGGAGGCGGGGGCGCGACGAUCGCGACCCUGCUGCGCGUGCAGGCGGACGGCUCGUGCGACUCGCUCGCGGUCUUGCCGCCGGCCGCGCGCCGCAUCUUCCUCGCAGCAGCCGAGCGGCGCGACGCCGAAAGGCUGGCCAAGGGAGAGAGGAAGCGCGCUGGCAAGGCGGCGAAGAAGGCGGCGGCCGCGGCGGCCGCGGCCGCUACGACGGCGGCGGGGGCGGCGGCAGCGGCGGCGGCAAUGGUGCUGGACGCCCGAGUGUUUCCGCUGCGGCCGCCUCAAGGGCGGUGGGGGCCCGCCGCCGGCCGCUUCGCACCAGAGGAGCGCCAAGCCGAGCCAUCGGCGGCGUAA